CCUCAUUGCUUCCUGUACGGGUGGCACAUCAUAUCACUCAAUUCCAGCUCGAUUUCCCUACAAAUCUACAAAUUGUUUCCCAUCUCGAAACAAUCUCCAUUCAAAUUAUUAUAUUGCGUGAUGAUAUUCGUUACGGCUGCGUGUUGUCUGCGCUUGGAUAUGGAGCUUGUUUUCGGUCAGUUAAUCCGCCGGUCGGAGGAUUCGGCUGUCCGAUUAUCAGCGUAGCCUCGGCUUUGGGUUUGUCGAGCUUUCUGCAAAUCUGCUACGAUUAUUCGGUUGAUCGAUCGGUGCAGGUAUUUCGUGGAUCUAUUCGUAUUUUGUUCGUGCAGCCUUUAUGGUCGAUCCUGUGCAAUGUUUUGUUGUUGAUCUGUUCCUUUAUCUGGAUUUCUUCAUCUUUUCGUGUUGGUUUUUAUUGCUAUAUUGAAUUAUUUUUGGGGAUUUUGAUGUGUUGCUGACCAAUGUUUUCUGUUAUCCUGAGGAGGCGUUUCCCAUUUAUUCCUUCUAUUUUUAUUAGAAAAUCCAUGGCAUGAGUGAUUGGGGAAAUUUUAAUUCUUAUUUUUGUUCCUUACGAUUCUGUUGAGUUGUAAAUUGGUUAUUGGGUAUUGAUAUCCCUCUAUCUGCAGGAUUUACAAGUUUAACAAGCUUAUGUUUAUUGUAUAAAGGCUACAGCAUCCUUAACAUGGACUGCACUGCACCUGCUUUCGAAAUAUUUACAUUCUCGAAUAAUUUAUCAUGGAUUCUGUUUCUAUUGCGAUAUCGAAUUGUUUUUGGGGGUUUAUAUUUGUUUGUUCCCUGGAGUAAUUUGUUACUGGCCAAUUUUUUGUUAUCCUGAUGAAGUGUUUCUAUUUUUUUUCUUAUUUUAUUUCCUUCUUAAAAUAUCCAUGCCAUGAGUGAUUGAGAAGUCUUAAAUCUGAUUUUUGUUCUCUUCUUUUCUUUCGAUUCUGGUGAGUUUUUAAAUUUGUUAUUCUGUUCUUCAUCUCCUCUAUAGACAGGAUUUGCCCUGUUGUUUAAGCUCAUGCUUAUUGUAUUUGGCUACAGUAACCUUCAUCUGGACUGUACUACACCUGAUUGGAAUGAAUUCACGAUCUGGAAAUAAUUUAUCAUGGAUCCUGAAGUUUGGGGUAGAUUGUGGAAGGACUGAUCAAGGAUCUCAUGGUUUAAUAUAAGUGUUUGCAUGUAAGAAAAGAGAGAUGUCUUAUGUAAAAAAUAGGGAGCUGUGGGUAACGGCUAAGGUGAAUGGUACUGUCCGUUGUCAACUAAGACCUUUGCCAUGAUGGGUGAGCUUGCAUGGCAGGUCACUACAUAAUAAAAUUUUCUCUUUUUGUGUUUCGAGGGGAGGUGGCACAGGUUUGCCUGGCUCUCCCCUCUGUGUGUGUGAUUUACGCUCUCCUUCUCUCCUACACACACCCAAUGCCAAACACACAUGGUAUUUCAUUAUUGAGCUAUCAAUCAGAACGACAUAAUAAAAGAUGAACUGGAUUGAUAGGACUCAUACAACACAUCUUGGAACUGGAACACUUUGGCAACGGGGGGAUGUAAAACCCCUAAACGAUUUAAAGGGAAAUUCACUGAGGAAAUAUACACAAACAUGGCUGUCAACUUCAUUCGAGAAUGUCUCUUUUUCUUACCCAGACACGAGCUCAAAUUUCGACUCCACCUGGAUCCAUAUCAGUAUAAAUGUUCCAGUACUGUACUUACAGGGAAAUGUGGAAGACGAUUCCGGUCCAAGAGAAAUGUGGAAGACUUAUACGAUGAGUUUGGGAUGGUUGAGAGAAAGGAUGGCUCAUGUCUUGGCCUGCAUGAACCAACCAGAUGAUGUGGAAUAA
This is a messenger RNA of Striga asiatica, 1826 nucleotides long. NCBI's taxonomy places the organism in Eukaryota, Viridiplantae, Streptophyta, Magnoliopsida, Lamiales, Orobanchaceae. The record is from the annotation of a GenBank genome assembly.